GAAGAACGGCGCUAGCGGAGUCAAACUCAGAAAACUUUAAGCGUAUCAAGUUUUGAUUUUACUCUAUUUUAUCCUCUAAUUCCUUCUUCUGGGUUUCUAAUUAUAAUUGAAAAAUCGAGAAGAAAACAGUUUAACAGAAUCCUUUUCACUUUGUCUUCUAGAAGCAGAACAACAGAUCCCCUCUUUUGUGUUUGGGAGACUUUUCUCCCUCGCUUCUUUGCUUUUCCUGGUUUGUUACCUUUUGUUAUUUGCUAUUUGUUGUUGCCUCCCAUAGUCCCAUUACGACCUUUCCACGAUUCUCGCAUUCGCCGGCGGCCCUCUUCUCUUCCUUUGUCUUUCCCUCUCUUCAGCUCUAUCUCUCCUUCGUCGGCGGCCCUCUUCUCUUCCUUUGUCUUUCCCUCUCUUCAGCUCUAUCUCUCCUUCGUCAUCAAAAUCCUUUCUUUCCUUCUCAGUUCCUUGUCUUUCACCCUUACACAAACAAAGCAAAAAAGGCAACCCAAGCAGCAAGGCAAGGUACGGCACGGCACGACCAAUCUCUCUCUCUUUAUUUUCCAGUCAGAAGACUACCGGAACUGCAAUACAGGUCUCUAUCUAUCUAUCUCUCUAAGUCUUUGGCUUGUCUUUUCUCUUAGAAACUGUAAAAUUAGAAAAACCCAGAUGGGUUUCUGUUCGAAAUUGUAAAAGAAGAAAAACCCAUAUAGAGAGAGAAGAAUCAAAUACUAUUUUCUCUGUUCUGGUCUCCAUUGUAUUCUGGGUUCUUAGUCUUGUCACUGCUGCUGCUAGUUGCUAAUUGAUGCGGGAGGGAGGGGGGUAUUCAGUUUUAGUUCGAGAUCAAAUUUGUUACUUCAUGAAUUUGCUGUCAACGAGGCUUUUGAUCUUCGGAUCAUGACCUCUGAACGGCCUCUAUUGAUUCUCUCACCUCAAACUCCAACCGCCCUAGAACGGAUUAUAUCGAUACCCUGCUUCUCCGAUCUAUCUAAAUCUGUCCGUUAUAGGCCCGUUGCGAUUUCUGCAAUGGAUCAGCCAUACCCAGCUGAUGAUCAACACUGCCCUGGCACCCCCGUCAGAAAGUCUUCGUCUUCUGUGCGAAGUGUGUCUUUCCAAUUCAAGGACUCUAUUAGGAGCUCUGUUGGUGAUGGUAUUUCUCCUGUGUCUAUCCAAUUCAAGGACUCUGGUAGGAGCUCUGUAGGUGAGGGUAAUUCUCCCUCUAUGGACAGCUAUGGGCCGUCGGGAUCCAAAGCUGUGAGGUAUGGAUCGAGGGGUGCUGAAGCUGAGGGGUAUAGCUUGUCUCAGAAGGAGAUCAACGAUGAUGAUGCGAGGUUCGUCUACAUCAAUGAUCCUGAGAAGACAAACGAGAAGUUCGAAUUUACAGGGAAUUUGAUCCGAACAAGCAAGUAUUCUCUCCUCACCUUCUUACCCCAAAACCUAUUUCAACAAUUCCACCGAGUUGCGUAUAUAUAUUUUCUUGCAAUUGCCGUCCUCAACCAGCUCCCUCAGCUGGCCGUUUUUGGUAGGGGAGCAUCAAUCAUGCCAUUGGCCAUUGUCCUUCUCGUUACGGCUAUUAAGGAUGCAUAUGAGGACUGGAGGAGGCAUCGGUCUGAUAGGAUUGAGAACAACCGUUUGGCAUCAGUUCUUGUCAAUGGACAGUUUCAACAAAAGAAAUGGAAGGACAUCCGGGUUGGGGAGAUCCUCAAGCUCUCCUCUAAUGAGACUCUUCCCUGUGACAUGGUAUUGCUAUCCACCAGUGAUCCCACGGGGGUUGUUUACAUUCAGACUCUCAAUUUGGAUGGUGAAUCGAAUUUGAAGACCCGAUAUGCGAAGCAGGAGACCCUGUCGAAGAUGCUUGAGAAGGAUUCUAUCUGUGGACUGAUCAAGUGUGAGCGCCCCAGUAGGAACAUUUAUGGUUUCCAGGCAAACAUGGAGAUUGAUGGGAAGCAGGUGUCUCUCGGGCCCUCCAACAUUGUUCUUCGUGGUUGUGAUAUCAAGAACACAGCUUGGGUGACCGGAGUUGCAGUCUAUGCUGGCCGAGAGACCAAGGCAAUGCUCAACAGCUCCGGAUCACCAUCAAAGAGGAGCCGGUUGGAGACCCUUAUGAACCGGGAGAUCUUAUACCUCUCAGCCUUUCUUGUUCUCUUGUGCGCAAUAGUUUCCGUCUGUGCUGGGUUUUGGUUGUAUCACUAUCAAAAUGAGCUUGAAAUCAUCCCUUUCUACAGAACGUUUGACUAUGCUACAGGGGAAAAUUACAAUUACAAUGGAAAAAUUCUGCAGAUAUUCUUCACAUUCCUCAUGUCAGUCAUCGUGUUCCAGAUCAUGAUCCCCAUCUCACUCUACAUUUCAUUGGAGCUAGUCCGCCUCGGCCAGGCCUACUUUAUGAUCCGAGAUGGAAGACUGUAUGAUGAGAAGUCAAAUUCAAGGUUUCAGUGCAGGGCAUUAAAUAUAAAUGAAGAUCUAGGACAGAUAAAGUAUGUCUUCUCGGACAAAACUGGGACAUUAACUGAGAACAAGAUGGAAUUUCAAUGUGCCAGCAUUGGGGGAGUAGAUUACAGUGGUGGAAGAGCUGCACGACCAGAGGAAAAUGAAUAUUCUGUCCAAGUGGAUGGACAGGUAUUGAGGCCAAAGAUGACUGUGAAGCCCGGCCCAGACCUCCAAUGGCUUCUAAAAAAUGGCAAGACAACAGAGGAAGGAAAAUAUGCUUAUGAUUUCUUCCUUGCCCUUGCUGCUUGCAAUACAAUUGUGCCUCUGAUUGUGGACACAACGGAUCCUUCUCUGAAGUUAGUAGAUUAUCAGGGUGAGUCUCCAGAUGAGCAGGCUUUAGUUUAUGCCGCUGCCACAUACGGUUUCAUGCUCAUAGAACGAACCUCCGGUUACAUAGUUAUUGAUGUUCAAGGAGAAAGGCAAAGGUUCGAUGUUCUGGGUAUGCAUGAGUUUGAUAGUGAUCGGAAAAGAAUGUCUGUUAUAGUUGGUUGCCCUGACAAGACUAUGAAAGUAUUUGUGAAAGGUGCAGACACUUCCAUGUUUAGUGUAGUCGAUAGAUCUCUAAAUCUGGAUGUGAUUGAUGCAACUGAAAAGCAUCUCUGUGCCUAUUCUUCAUUUGGUCUGAGGACACUGGUAGUUGCAAUGCGGGAACUGAGCGGUCCAGAAUUUGAGCAAUGGCAAUCAGCCUAUGAGCGAGCAAGUACUGCAUUGAUUGGUAGAGCAAGCCUACUCCGUUCUGUGGCAUGUGAUGUGGAGAAGAAUCUCCACAUAUUAGGAGCCUCUGCAAUUGAAGAUAAGCUUCAAGAAGGUGUGCCAGAAGCCAUUGAAUCACUGAGGCAAGCUGGGAUUAAAGUGUGGGUCUUGACAGGGGACAAGCAAGAAACAGCCAUAUCAAUUGGCUACUCCUGUAAGCUCCUUACUAGUGACAUGACCAAGAUCAUAAUAAACAGUAAUUCUGUGCGAUCCUGUAAAAAGAGCUUUGAAGAGGGAAAGGCAAUGUCCAAGAAGCUGAUGACUGUGCCUGCAGACACCCAUACUGAAGGUGUUGGACCUGAAAGAGCCCCCCUCGCUUUAAUCAUUGAUGGUACAAGCCUUGUUCAUAUUCUUGACACUGACCUUGAACAAGAGCUGUUCGAAUUAGCUACUGUAUGCUCUGUGGUUCUCUGUUGCCGAGUGGCCCCCAUGCAAAAAGCUGGAAUAGUAGCUCUCAUAAAGAAAAGGACAGAAGACAUGACCCUUGCUAUUGGAGACGGUGCUAAUGAUGUUGCAAUGAUCCAAAUGGCUGAUGUGGGAAUUGGCAUCAGCGGCCAAGAGGGCCGGCAGGCUGUCAUGGCAUCAGAUUUCGCAAUGGGGCAGUUCAGAUUCUUAGUUCCACUUUUAUUGGUCCAUGGACAUUGGAAUUACCAGCGUAUGGGCUACAUGAUAUUAUACAACUUCUAUAGAAAUGCGGUUUUUGUUCUUGUCAUGUUUUGGUAUGUGCUAUACACUGCCUACACGUUAACAACUGCAAUCAAUGAAUGGUGUAGUAUGUUGUAUACUAUUCUCUAUACAUCCUUGCCUACAAUUGUUGUUGGGAUUCUUGACAAGGACUUGAGUAGGCGGACCCUGAUGAAAUAUCCUCAACUUUAUGGACCGGGCCAGAGAGAGGAGUGCUACAACAAGAAAUUGUUCUGGCUUACAAUGAUGGAUACUGUGUGGCAAAGUGCUGCUAUGUUCUAUGUCCCUUACUUUGCUUAUAGGGACAGCACUGUAGAUGGAUCAAGUAUAGGAGAUCUAUGGACCAUUUCAGUGGUGAUUGUAGUUAAUAUCCACUUAGCCAUGGAUAUAAUACGUUGGUCAUGGAUUAACCAUGCGGUCAUCUGGGGAACUAUACUUGCAACGUGCAUUUGUAUCAUGAUUCUCGAUGCUAUUCCCGAAUUACCGGGUUAUUGGGCCAUCUUCCAUCUUGCAACGACGAGUGUGUUUUGGUUUUGUUUACUUGCCAGUACAGUAGUAGCUUUAGUUCCUCGUUUUGUUGUUAAGAUUCUUAGUCAAUAUUUGAGUCCAACCGAUACUCAGAUUGCAAGAGAGGCUGAGAAGUUUGGGGAUCAAAUGGAGUCUGUAGAUGCAGAACUUGAAAUGAACCCAAUCCGGGAUUCUCCACAGGAGAUGCCAAGGUGAUUUUUCCUUUGCAUCUGCUCCUUUAUUCUUUUGUUAAUUUAUGUAUAGUAUCAUAUUCUUUAGGCUGCUUCAACUUUGCAGUGCAGUCUUUCCAUUUUCAGGCUCUCUCUAUCCAAAGGAUAGAUUUUGUGAUAUUAUUAGCAAUGUAUCUUAAACAUUAUUAAUUUUUUUACACGUAAAUGUGAAUCAGAAGUUC
Molecule: messenger RNA, 4831 nt
Organism: Macadamia integrifolia
Lineage: Eukaryota; Viridiplantae; Streptophyta; Magnoliopsida; Proteales; Proteaceae
Product: phospholipid-transporting ATPase 1-like
Exons: 7
Coding region: 886-4635 (1249 amino acids)
Biological process (GO): phospholipid translocation
Cellular component (GO): plasma membrane
Molecular function (GO): ATP binding; ATPase-coupled intramembrane lipid carrier activity; ATP hydrolysis activity
Source: RefSeq, a predicted model, not a curated record